CUCCAACCCAGCGUUAGUGAAUAUUGGAAUGUGGUUACCUGAAGGAAAGGGAGAGUUGUGAGAAUGAAGAAAGCAUUGGGCGGAACUUCCUGCCAACUCAGCAGGCAAUCCUUAUUCGUCAUCUUACCCCAAGUCGGAUUCGGGACAUAAAUGUGCUUAUGCCCGUGCUUUCUCAUGAGCUCCCCAAAUACACGAAGUCCACCGGUUCCAGACAAGGCUUGAGUUCCUUGGACACGAUUUUCUAGAAUUGGGGCAGAAUCGUCUCCGUAGACAAACUUUAGAGCUAGGUCCACAAAUUUCGGUUCCCCGGCCUAGAAACAAUAUCGAACAUCCAAAUGUUUCCAAUAAAAGAAUUUGAGCUCUGCGAAACGGCGUUUCAAAAUGCAAUUCUCACUAACACACAAAAAAUACUUACAAUACCAGUGUAUUCCAUGUCCAUUUUAUUUUCCAUCAUAAUUUUUUCUGCCUCUCUAACACACGGGAGUACGUAUGGUUUUCCAGCCUGAGACGAACAAAAUGUGAGCUUGAACUUGAAGCCGACUUGGAAGGUUUAUUAAUAGCAACCCAAAAAAUCAGACUUACAUCGUCUCGGUAAGCACCGACACCAACAAUCACCUUCUGUGGAAAAUCAUCUUUCUGGAAAAUUUCAUUCAAACCGACAAUUGGAUCCACCGGGGCCAUCUCAAAGUCAGCCCAUGGACUCGUGGAAAGGUGCCUUGAAUUCGAAUUGGAACAAGCCUUGAUCGCAAAACCGAAACUUGAACGAUUGCUCCUAAACAAUUUGGCUGGAGCCUGAGCUAGUGCUCUUCUUGAAAGAGUUCGAAUCAUCAUGUUGCGUGAACAGCUACUCAAAAAGUAUGAAUGGGAUGGGCUUUGUAUCGCUUACAAUUCUUCGCUUUUUUCUGCCUAUCGCUGCUAAUGAGUAUUGGGAGAAAGGGAUGAACGAUGAUGUCCCUGAUCGGUUUAUGUUUUUUUACUGUCGUCGUCAAACUGCAGCAUCAAGAAGGCUAGAAAAGUAAGGUUGAAAGAUCUUUACGAAUGAAUUCUAAACUUGUAACUUGUAAAUUGUAACUGCAGAAUUUUGUGAUUUGAUUGGCUGUUCGGUAGUGGGAUUGAAUACAUUCGUGACACAAUUUCAAAGAGGAAUCCGUACGUACGGUAACAGCCUCGGUAUCGUACGGGUUUUUUUCGUGAAUAAUGCUAAUGAUCAGGCUAUGAGUACAAUAAAAAACGUGCCAGUUUUCAACACCUGGAACUAUCUUGCAAGCUUCCUUUUGCUACCAAGAGGGCACAAUACGAAUUGGAGAAGCUGUUAGUCAGAAAGGGUUUUCUUUCUUCUCACUGUUCAUGUGUAUAUGGCAGGCUUUUAUGCUGGGGAACCUUUUCCAGCUUGUUGAUUUCUCUGCACACGAAAAUUACGACGAAACAACAAAUAUGUGAUGUUCUGAGUACCAGGAAUAGAUCCAGCACAGUUCCUUCUGAUAAACUGGAGAUAUAACAAACAAAACAAGUAGGCCCAUUGCCAUAUUUUGAGUUCAUAUGAUUAGUAGCCUAAUUUGGCGAGCAGUUGGUCUGUUGAGGUGCAAAGUGUCAGUUGUGGGACCAGAAUGGUGUGUUGAGUGGUCAAAGCAAGUAGUAGUCAUUACACAGUAAAAAGAUAACCCAUUAUCUAUGCACACUAUUUAUUAACCAUAUAACUCUUUUAGUCUUGAACAACAACAGCAACAGUUGUUGUUGGGUCUGUACAGAAUGGGCGCACUAUUGCAACAGUUUCCUGUAGUAUGACUUGCUGCUGAAGGGCCCCUUGGUUCAAGGAAGGCUGGGACUCCAUGCACUGUGAAGAGUGUAAUUCUUUUUGUUUGUUUGUUGAAUGAGGAAGAGGCCUCCAUUAAAGCCUUGCAGCAACAAGUACAGAGGUGUAUGGAGCAGAUGAUCAAAGGCUCCCCUAACUAUGUUGCUUGUGAGUCUUCAACCACAAAUCCUGUUUUGCAAGAUAUAUCAGAUUUGACCUCACAGAGUCUUGCUGCUGUUGUGGUUGCUACAACCACAACAAGCAACACCAAGAAAAGCUGCUGCUGUCUCUGAAUCAGCCAGAAGUAUGGUUCCAGUUCUACUGGACAAUCCCCCUGACACCCCCAAACAAGCAUAUGGUGUUAAGAUAGUCAAUGAUGAUCUUGAGUAGCUUGCAAAAGACAAAGCCUACCUUGCAGCAGCAAAGAGGCUUCAAUAUGAACAAGACAGUAUGCCACAAAAGCAACAUGCUUCUGUUGCUAGCAUUUUUGCACAAGUAAAUUCACUGUACAAAACAAUACUGAAGGCUGAAACAAUAUGCCAUUGCAUUAGGGACAGUAUUUGGGAUACACCACCAAAGCAAGGUAGGAAAAACUCUGAGCCUAUUGUGCAAGUUCUGUUUUAUAGCAUUUCUUCAUUUGUUGCUCUUGUGUGCAAAGAAAAACAACAGAUACCUCAUAGGGAAAAACUUAUCUCAAAGCUGCGGCAGUGUUUGCUACCAUGUCCUUGUUUGGUCAAUGACUUUGACACUCUAUUUUGUACAUCUUCUUAUUAUCAGAAAGGGGAAUACCAAGGUAGAAGAGGGGUGUCUUCAGUGGUGGACUAUAUUUAAAAACAUAAACACAUGGUUUACCACACUCAAAGACAAGCUUGUUUGUGAAGGUUUUGCAAGAAUAAAGCAUGCAGAGGAACUUGUUGAAGGACGAGGGCUUUUUUUUUCUGGACAACUCAACUGAAUUUUUAAUUUGGAUGAAUUGGGUUGAAUGCUUGAUGGUAAUGCAAGUCAAGUAGAGGGGCAGCCAUCUACAGCAUAUGGAUCUGCAGAUAAAGCAAUCAUUGGUUGUGGUGCAGAUUGUACCAACAAGAGUAGGUCCAGAAUUAAGCUGGUUGGUGCUAGUACUACUGCUCUCUAUCGAGUCCCUCCCCAUAUCCAACUGAAAUCAACUGGAACAAAACAAGAAAACAAGCAAAUUCAGGAGACAUUUGUUAAUAGAUUUCAAAACACAAAAGGCAUAUAGAUGAGGAAAUUGUGUGACAAGUGCAAUGAAACUGCUGGAAUGGAUGCAAUGUAGGUCAAAAAAUAUGUACUCAAUGCAAUUGUUCAACUUUACCCUGCUGAUGCACGUGAUCUUCCAGCCAAAUGAGUCAUGUUAAUUUUUGACAUUGGCCCUUGGCAAAACAAGAAAGAUUUGCUAGCAACUCUUGAGGGUUUUGGCUUUCUGCUCCACCCUGGAGUGCCCAAUAGUACUCACAUAAUACAACCUACUACAGACCACAAUUAUGGAUACUUCAAAACACUGUACCAAAAGAACUUGGAGAAGCUGGCACACAACCAAUGCAAGCAUGAUGAUACCUUAUGACAGUCAGAUUAUCCACUGUUUAUUAAAGGCAAGCUGGAUAGAUGGAACAAGGAUGUUGUAUUGGAGUAUGUGUUUGAAAAGUCAUUUUCUGUUGAGAGAUGAAAAGAUGCAUGGCACACAAUUGGGAUUGCGCCUUUCACACAGAUAUGUCUGUGUGAUGAGAAUGUUGCCCACAAACUGAUUGUAUUGCCAGAUGGUUUAAUUGAUUUGGCAAGAACAGACCCAAACACAUCACAACUGGUUAAGCAUUAAAAAAAAUCAUGCAGCAAUGAAGAUGUUGAAUGAUGCAGGAUCCAACAGUGAAGUUUUGUGCAAGAAGAAUGCACCAAGGAAGAGUGCAAAGAAGUCAAUGGAGACAGUGACCAAACCAAACACCAGAGCUUGUCAAGACGCCAUUGCAGGAGGGGUGAAAUAGUUUAGACAGCACUUUCUCAGAAUUGGCAGAGGAAAGAAGCAUGCAAUUGGAUGAGAUUGAACACUUCUUUAAAGCAAAGAAGAAGGCUACAAAAGCAGCAGAAGCUUUGAGUAGUAAAGCUCUUAGUUUGAUUGAGGAUUUUGCUUCAAGAAGGGGAAAAGAUGUUAAGAAGGCAGAUGAUGACAAGUCCCUUCCAGUUGCUACACUGAAGAUAUUGUUCCAGUGGAAGCAGCAAACAAAAAAAUUCCUACCAAGAAAGAAAAGCUCUUGGAUAUGUGGAUGCAAGUGAACAAUAGGAAUAUGUACCAAGUAAUUUCCCAAUUUUGCAAGCAGCCUGGACAAAAUCUAUGAUGUUGCUGUGGUGCAACUCAAUUUAGUAGUCCCUUCUAAACACAUCUUUAGAUGUGUUUCCAGACUAGUAGUAUUACUGUCAGCAAAGCACACMUGAUUUGAACCAGAGUUAGUUACAAAAACAAUCUUUGUGUCCUCUGAAAAGUGGUUUGAGAAGCAGGUAAAGACUGGGUUGGCUGAAGCAGAUGGUGGGACUUGUGAUGACUAGUAAAGGUCUGAAAAACAAGACCUUUAUUUGCCAAUAGAUAGUAAGUUAUUUGAUGUUACAUGCCUUGUGCAUUAAAUUGGAAACACAUACUAGAAGUAGUGCUACUUCUUGGUUAAUAAGUAGUACUAGUGAUUGUUUAAGAUUCAAAUUUGAUUUUGUAGCAAAGGAAAGAUACUGCUUUACUAAACUUUAUCACAGCUUUGUAAUAAUAAUGUAGAUUUCCUAACACUAUCUUAUCGUGGGCCAAGCAAAAAAAGACGGUUAUAACCGUACAUUCGCAAUUGAAGAUAUACGUAAACUAAUAUCAGUCAAUAUGCCGUACUCCCCCACCGCAUUCGAUAUGACAAGUGCCGUUGAAGGCAUGGAUGAGCACCACAUGACAAGAAGGGAGAAAACUACUACUAGUAGUAGUACAUAUCAUAGUAAAUACCCAUAACAAAUACCCAUAACAAAUACCAAAUAAUCAAGCCAGCACUUUACAAGGUCUAUCCUUCAACUACUUCAAUCAGUCAUGGGAUCAAAAAGAAUAUCUAGUUUCAUUAGUAGCUGUACUACCAGCAUAAUCACAUGGUACUUGACACUUGUUUCAUGUGUGAUGUCAACCUACAAGCUUUGAUAAAGGACCUCACCAACUCUAAUUUGCAUCAUCACCAUCACAAUUGCAUACAAUAGAAUUUCUGGAUUGUAGUAAUGGUCUCAAAUAUAAUAGCAAAGCAAACUACUAACAAAUACUACUACUAGUAGUAGUUGAUCAACAAUACUACACAAACUACCACUACAAAAAAUCAUCAUGAAAAUCACUGCACCAUUUAUCAGAAAGCCACUAUGCAGCCUAAGAAAUAUACAGAGGACUCUCAAACACCUAAUUGAUCCCAAAAGACCAGAAUCCCCAAAACAUCAUGGUUUCUUGCUAUUUCCUCAAAAAUGAGUAAAGAGGAAGCAAAGGAAUUGUAACUUGUAUGGUGACUAGAUGUUACAAGCAACUAUUACUAAUAUCCACUCCUCCCACACUUUGAGAAUACCAAUAGAUGUGACAUUAAAACAAAGUCAGUAGGGAAAACUCUCAACAACUCUACCAAAAGCAUUAACAAGAAACAAAUCCACUUCACCAAUUAUACAAGAACGAAACCACUGGUAGGAAUGUCAAGUAAAUCAAACCUUGACAAAAUGGAGAAACCAUUGUAAGACAGCACAAAUCUUCCUUCAAGUUAUUACUAAGGAACAAAAACCUGGAUAUCAUCCAGCAACAACAUUACUUCGGAACACCCCAACAUUCAUCAAAACACUAUAUGCAAUGAAUCAAGUUCACCAUCAGACAAUUCACCUUUUGAGACAUUUGGAUGAAAAUGGAAGAGUUCAACAAAUUUCCAUAUAGUACUUCCCACCACGCAGAGCCCCUGGAAGCAAACCAAAAAAGUAGACUGCUUCUAGGAGAGCAUUUCACUACAUGAGAUGGGAAUAAGAACCACUUCAUCCUUUAACAUACUCUUAAUAUAAAUCUUGGACUUCCUCCACAAGAAUAUCAAGGAGGAAUUGAGAUUCACAUUGCUAAAACUCAACAACUUAAAAAGAAAAAUGAAACAGUAGUUAAAAUGAUACAAAUUGAAGAAAUUGAAGGGGAAGAAGGGCAACAUCUCACUAGUACUUAACAUUUUUGAGCUCUUUCUGAUUCCUGAAAGAAGAGAAAACAAAUAAUCUUAAUAUUUAUGCUUGUGAACUAUGAUAUGCACUAGACUGGGGCAGCCGUAACCAUCACUUCAUGGAGAACAAUGCUCCUAGCCACUCCAAAGAGCCACUCCAAAGGCCAUCACAUGAUGUAAGGAAAUACACCUAGAGAGAAAACAGAUUGAGAGGUAGAUUUCCAUUCUUAUUCCUGGCUUGACAGUGCACACAAAAAUGAUCAUAGUAUGGCUCUCACCAUGCAUUCAAACUGUGAACAAACACCUUCUAUGUCCCCCAAGUCUAGCCCCCUGUCUCAUUUAGCGUUUCAAUAGAAACAAUCAUGCCUCUACCAGACAUCCUCAGAGGGAGGUACCACCCCUUGUUGGAGCAACCAGGAGCAUUUUUAUCUCCCCAGUCAGGUGAAGUAAUGGUUCUGGCCCAUGCAGUGCCUCUUCUAGUACAAAGUUAUGUAUCAUUUUUAGAUUUUUAUUCCAAUUCCUGGACAAAGCAGAAGAUUAAAGAACUGUCAGCCUCUGAUUCCUGAACAAAGCAGAAGAUUAAAGAACUGCCAGACAAGGAUAAGAGAAAUUCUGGAGGGGAAGCAUUCUUUGAAGGUCUUACAUCAUUUGGAGGCAGCCUUGGGAAGCUGAUAAGAACAGAUCCAACUAGAGAAUACAAAAUGGUGUGACUUAUAGGGUCAUUGACUGCUUUCACUCCAUCAGACUGCUAAAAAAGUCUCUUGGAUGGGUAGUACUGGCAUUCUUCAUCUGCUCCAGCAAGAAAACAAGUGACAUCCCUAUCUUUAAGAACAAGAAGAACUUUCAACACCUUGACUCCAUGGGAAAUUGUCAUGUUGCCAUCCCCAGUCCAGAAACUCUGCAACCUCUUCUACUAGUGAUGCUGGGGGAGUGUCCACUUUACAAGACAUUUGCCAGGAAUUAUGAUGAACAACAUCCCCAUCCUGCAAAAUCAAGACAAAAUCAGUGCUAGCCAAGAACACCAGCAGAAGCAAAAACUUUGAUCAUUCUAAAGCAACUUGAAAUUCUGGCAACCUCAACAAGAGUAGCGUUGAAUGCAAAUUCAAAUUGAUAACCUUAGUGCUCUCCCUGGUGUUACCACAGCUAUUACCACAGGAUGCAUCAAACCAUAAGCUGAGAAGAAGUUGGAAGCAAUGAUGUGUAAAGAAAAGAACUCAAUAUUAUACAAGCAGAUCAAAUGAUCAUUGCAAUGAUCAACUUAUCCUGAGACAUCUGGACUUCUUGCUGUACACACCCACUUCCUACCAGCACCGCAAAUUAAAUGAUCUAUGUGACCACUUCCUACCAGCACUGCAAAUUAAAUGAUCUAUGUGAAAGAAUGAAGAAACACCAGGAAGAUUUAAAAUGAACCUAAUGAAAGCAUUCUGACAAACUUGAAUCAAAUUCCAUGCUUUGAAAGAAUUUCUAGAAUUAAUGGAAUGGGCUGCAUCAAAACACUUGAAACUAUACAUUGUGGACAAGAGAUAGUAAUAAUAUAAUCAUCCAUAUACUCAGAUUGCUCUAGUAUAAAAAUGAUUUAUUACAGUAGUAAGAGAUUUGUCCAAUGGAGAUACGUUGCAAAAGAAUUUUCAUCACUAAACAAAAAUACACCAUCUUCAAGUUGAGAAGAAUACAAUAAUCAUAGAUGUAUUGUCACAACAAGUGGAUGUGGUGGGAUAUUUAUGCAUACAUUGAAGUUAGAACACAGAAGGUACUGAGACUCACCAUUUAUGAUUGUGCUAGAACUUAUGAUAUUAGUCCCAACACCACUGAAUGAAAAGUAUUACCAAAAAAAUCCAAACAAUGCAAAUGGAUACAAAAGCUACAAUAAUGAAAUGGACAUUCUCAAAUUGCUUGCACAAAAAUAUGCACAUGGUACGUGGUAUCACAACAACUUGUUACACCUAUGCUGGUACGAUAGUCCAAUUCAAGCUGCAUUCUGGUAGUACUGUGUAAGUACUCAUACAUAACCAUACUCCUCCUAGUAAUUUUUACACAACUACUACCACUAGUACUAGCAGCAGCAUAGGGAAUUGAAUUUUACUUACAUAGACAACAUGACCUUACUAUUAUCGUCUGAUGACACAAAUCUAUAUUUUACCUGGGUGCAUUAGAAAUGGUCUGGCAAAGGUCAACAAAUCUAAGUCAGGCGACAGCGACCGACCUAACCCUUCUAAUACAAGGGUGCUGAUAACGACACUUGCCAUAGCAGGGUCGAUUUCCACGCCGUGUACUCUACACAAGUCUAAGACACGACGCAAGAGAGUCCCAAUCCGUACCGCCCCUAGCGUGAGCCCUUCCUUGCGACGGUCAUGGAAUUCUGAGACAAUUUCUCCGAUUCCUUGCGCAAACAUGUCAGUACCACCAGGAAUUUGACUACAUCUUUCGUAUUUUGCGCGUUCUACCAUCAGACGACCAGCUCUUUCACCAUUAUUGAAAACAACUGCUCGAAAUAAAUCAAUAAGAUUCCUUUGAUCAUUCGGGGUUAGCGAUAUGGCUAUUCCUGCAUCAAGAAAUACGAUUGAUCUCUUUGUCUCUGUGAUAUUUUUCUGGCUUUCUUCAUCUCCCUCGGUUUGUAAUAAUUCCCAAAAGUUGUUCCAUAUUGACGAUGAUGCUGUCUCUUGCGUUGUCUUGACCAAAACAUUACCCUGAAUAUUUAUUGUUCGGUUUCAAAAGCGACGAGUUAACAGACCAAGAUGAGAUUUUGAAUUGCGAGGUGUGGUAAAUUCAGAAAUUUUUGGGCAACGGGAUAGCAAAUACGUACCGGAUGCAGAUCUCCAUGAAUAAAAUUGUCAAUGAAGACCAUCUUCAAAAAUGCUCGAAGCAGUGGACCUGCUAGCUCCAUUCGUUUGCGCAUCCCUUCUUGACUCGAGUCGAGGAGAAAGUCUGUAAUUGGUACGGCAUCGUUUACAUAGUCUUCCACUAUGACAUCAGGCGCGGUCCAGCCAUCAAUAGGUUGCGGAAACGAUAUAGUUGAUUGAUCUUCGCGUUCUUUUGAAUCUUUGAAAAAAUUCGUUCGGAAUAUCCGUAGGUUUUCGGCUUCAGUGGUCAGAUCAGCUUGAUCGCGGAGCACCACACUGAAUUCUUCGACAGCCCUCGGCAAAUUGAGCAUCUUCAUGAAAUCAAAUGGAAGAGAAUGUAAUGCAUUUGCCACAAUCAUGAUGAAAUCAAGAUCGCGAUCUACCAUCUUCUGGAAGCGUGGGUGGAGUACUUUUACCGCUACGUCCCGCGUAGUGUGACGAUCUUUUGAUUCGACAGCGUCUAUUGUCGUAGUGAGCGUACCCCUAUACACUUGAGCGGCAGAUCCACAUCCUAUCACCUCUUCAAUAACCAAACCCUUUCUUUCAUAAUCUCCGAAGGCCUUAUUUAAAACUUGGUGAGUCCACUCCAAUGAGUGGGGGUAGCCAUCGUCGUGUAAAAUCGACAAUUUAUCGCACAGAGUAGGAGGAAAAAUAUCACGACGAGUUGCCGCCCACUGGCAAAAUUUGAUAGCCACAGGCCCCAAUCCUUGGAUAGCUUUGAUGGCAUAAUUCCAUGCCAGGUUUGAAAAUAGCUGGGAACCAAGAGCAUGGCUCGAAAGGAAAGCGGUUGGAGUCAAUAUCAGCAAAGGAGAUAUUCGAAGAAUCACUUCGCUCGUCCGUAUGGUGAUGAAACAAAACCUGGAAAGUUCCAUCCAUCGAUUCCGUAACCAGCGUAUUAUUUUGUCCAAGAUGGUAUCUCGUUUUUGCGAGGCUCCAUAAGAUGGGCUACUUGCAAUCAAUCUAGACGAAGGCGUUGGUUGCGAGUCGUCGUCAUCGAUCGAUGGUUUCAAAACGUGUUGUCGUAAACUCCAAUGAUGAUGCCACGGGCUGUGAAACCAAAGAAAUGAAGAUAGCCCCGUUGCCAAAGAAAUGUGAACUGUGGGAUUCGAUGACAAGAUCGAACGAGGUUUGAUAGUAUAUACUGCAUUUCGAUAGAACCUUUUGUCGAUCCGUUGAACCACUAGCUGUGCUCGUGUGGCACUCCUCAGGGCGGAGACGGAACGCCGACGAGCCCCCCUCAACAUGUUCUAGCUCUGUGUUUCAACAAAGCAUUCAGCCUGGCAAAUGUUGUCUUCUCAAGUCCUCAAUAAUAUCUACUUUAUCUCCUUGCUGAAACGUAUUAUGGACUUCCAUGAGCACAAUUAGUGUUGUUGGCGAUCUGGUUAGGCUUAUCAUUGGUCACACAACGAAUGCAUGUUUGGAAUGAUGAGAUGGUGUUUAGUUAGUGGUUCGUGUUUCUGUUCUAUUUUUCUCUUUGUGGUACAGUACAGUACCCUACUGUACGGACGGUACCGUACAGUAACUUGUCGUCGAUGGAUCAUCCCCAGAGCAAGCAUGGUACCGUACCGUUGUAUUACGUGUAUUACAUAGGAACGAUAAAGAAUCCGACUUCAAAAAGAGAGGGCGACUCGGCCGACUCAAAAAUUCAUCGAAUAAAUAAUGGACAGGAUGACAGACAUGGGUUCUCAAAAACCAACCAAAUCUACCUACGAAGUCUAUUAUUUCUUCAGUACCUGAGCACCGUACAAGGAGACAAGUUUGUAACGCUGGGAAAUUUUACAGCCCGUUUACCAGUACGGCUACGAGUACGAGUACGAGUACGGAUCAAAAUCAUACCGUAGUUCAGGCUUGUCAUCAUUACUUUGAGAUUUUGACGGUACGAUUAGGUGAAACCGAAAGAAAAGAGGUAACAACGAAGCAAGGAAUACAAGACAACCCUAGCAAUCACUAUCAGCGAUUGGAGUUAUUUCAUCAUUGCCUUCACAUUGUUAAUAGAAGAAAUAUAAACAGCACGCCACAAACAUGUCCGAUCGUCGCCGUAAAAUUGAUUUGGAAGGCAAUAAGACGAAAAGAAAAAAGGUAGAUCUAAACGUCUGGACGGGGGCACCAUAUUCACAAAAAUACUAUGAUAUUUUGGAUAAGCGUAUCAAGCUACCGGUGUAUCAGUUCAAGGACAAUUUGAUUAAGAAGGUUUUGGAGAAUCAAUCCGUUGUUGUUGAGGGAGAAACGGGUAGUGGUAAAACAACUCAAAUUCCACAAUUUCUUUUGGAGGCUGGGCUGGCCGAACAGGGAAAGACAUGCGUCGCUUGUACACAGCCUCGAAGGGUCGCCGCGACCAGUAUUGCGCAGCGUGUGGCGGACGAGAUGGACGUUGAACUUGGUAGGGAAGUUGGGUAUACCAUCCGUUUCGAAGAUGUUAGUGAUCCGCGCUCGACCGUUUUGAAAUUCUGUACCGAUGGUAUGCUUUUGAGGGAGGCGAUGCACGAUCCUCUUUUGUCCAGGUAUAGUGCCAUUGUGCUUGAUGAGUGUCAUGAACGUACCUUAGCCACAGAUGUGAUUAUGGGACUUUUGAUGGAAAUUUUGCCCAAGCGGAAGAAGGGAUCUGAACACGGGGAGCUGAAAGUUGUUAUCAUGUCUGCUACUCUGGACGCACAAAAAUUCCAGGAGUACUUUCAUGGGGCUCCUCUCAUGAAAGUACCUGGUAGAACAUUUCCUGUAGAUAUCUUUUACACCGCCAAACCGGAACGAAAUUAUGUUGAAGCUGCAGUGCGAACUACGUUGCACAUACACCAAUGCGAGGAACCAGGAGAUAUUCUAGUCUUCUUGACGGGAGAGGCAGAGAUUGAGCAGGCAUGCGAAGAAAUACGGGAGAAAGGCAGGGCAAUGGACUCAGAAUUGGUUGUUUAUCCGUUGUACUCAUCGCUUCCACCAGAGCAACAACGAAAAAUAUUCAGCGCAGCUCCUGGCCCACGCACUCCUGGAGGUAAACCCGGACGGAAGGUGGUCGUGUCAACCAAUAUAGCCGAAACCAGUUUGACUAUUGAUGGAAUUGUGUACGUCGUGGAUCCAGGCUUUUCAAAACAAAAAGUAUUCAAUCCACGUAUUCGUGUUGAGUCGCUUUUGGUGUCACCUAUAUCAAGAGCUAGUGCAAAACAACGGGCUGGUCGUGCCGGUCGUACGAGACCGGGAAAGUGUUUUCGUCUGUACACAGAGAAAAGUUUCUAUGACGAUUUACAAGAGACGACUUACCCAGAGAUUUUGCGAUCGAAAAUGAGUAGCGUUGUCCUGACACUGAAGAAACUCGGUAUUGAUGACUUAGUGCACUUUGAUUUCCUUGAUCCACCAGCACCAGAAACAUUGAUGAGAGCAUUGGAACUUUUGAACUAUUUGGGUGCACUCGAUGACGAAGGAGAAAUGACAGAAAUUGGAUACCAAAUGAGCGAAUUGCCGUUAGAUCCCCAGUUGGCGAAGCUGAUUCUUGUCAGUCCUGAUUAUGGAUGUUCUGCAGAAAUUGUUACCAUUGUUGCAUGCUUAAGUGUUCCACAAAUCUUUUUGAGGCCUCGAGAAUCAGCAAAGCAAGCAGAUGAAGCGAAGGCUCAAUUCAGUCAUCAUGAGAGUGAUCAUUUGACUCUCCUCAGAGCUUUCAAUGAAUAUGAUCAAAUACCUGAUAACGAGAAGAGACAGUGGUGCUGGGACAAUUUUAUCAGUGAGAGAUCAAUGAUUAGUGUGAUGAACGUUCGACGGCAGCUGAUUGGAAUAAUGAAACGACUGGAUAUACCACUGGUUUCUUCCGACGUGAAGGGCGACGGUUCUUUUGCUUCUGCCGAUGUCCGAAAAGCCCUUACAGCUGGAAUGUUUAUGCAAGUUGCUUUCCGACAAAGAACGGGAGACUAUCUGACAAUUAAGGACAACCAGCACGUCGCAAUCCACCCUAGCUCUGUAGUCAACAACCGACCUGAAUGGGCAAUUUUUGAAGAAUUCGCAUUGACGACGAAAAAUUAUAUUCGAACCGUAACGGUAACAAACGUCGAUUGGUUAGUUGAGUUAGCACCUCACUACUUCGAUCUUGAAAAUUUCCCCAAAUGCGAGGCCAAAGGAGAACUUGAGAAGGCAUACGUUCGUCUGGCACACAGUCGAAAGAAGCGUGGUCGGUGAAUUCUCUAGAUUGCAAGUGGAAGAAAGAGCUGAUAGGGGUGUAUUCCUUUCGUAGGAAUGAUAAAUCUCGAGCAAAACAAAAAUAGUGCUUUUCGCGAGGGAUUACAGGUAUUUAAUAUCAAGAGAUCGGCACUUAAAUUCUAUUGUAAUACUCCUGCUGCUACAACUGUCGGUGGCCCUCUGCGUUGUCUAGCCAUAGCAUGCAAAACCUCUAGACUCGAUCCAUCCAGCCUUCCAAUCACCCCUGAAUUGAUUAGAAGUGUUUCUUUCCAUUCUUUUGGGGAUUCCCCAACUCGGACAAUCGAAAAUUUUGAACUUCCGUAACCUGGUCCUACGACAGGCACCGUCAGUAGCACUCCAGGAUCAUUAUCUAUUAUAGUGUAUAAAUCUCCAUAGUAUUGGCCUCCAAAAGUUGAGUGACAACAUUCUGAUAGAGAUUUUGGAUCGGCUAUUAGUUCGUCAGCCCGUCCGAUUCCGUUUCGACCUCUACCCUUCAAUUGAUGACUCCAUCGGUAUCUACCCAUUCCAUCCUCUACAGCAACUGGUGAGUAGUCGAAUUCACAACCAACAUAAUGGGCUUUGGGAUCAAUCCCACGGCGGGCUCCUUUGGCAAGCUGAAUGAUAUUCUCCGCAUGUUUAGGUAAUGGAGAGGGAUUUGAAACAUGAAAAAUGAGUCUUCCGAUUGGUUCAUUUGCCACUUCAAUAUCAAAAUAAACUAAAUUGGCAGAA
This is a messenger RNA of Pseudo-nitzschia multistriata, 13709 nucleotides long. Lineage: Eukaryota; Bacillariophyta; Bacillariophyceae; Bacillariales; Bacillariaceae. The record is from the annotation of a GenBank genome assembly.